AUGCUUCCCACGCUAUUCAUUGUUGUGCUCCUGCACCUGUUCCGAUUGUCCGAGGGUGAGCCAACCUUCCUGGAGGAGUAUCGGGGCAGCUACGUACCAAAGACUAUCGAAACAUGGUACGGCCGCCAGGUUAUAGCGCCAGAUACUCCAUACGUGGCAACCGCGGGUCCAAAUCAGUUAUACUUCAUUGACACCCGGUUUGACAAUGAGACUGCAAGUCAUGUGAAGGAACAAAUAGAGAAAGCAUCAAUACCAAAGGUAGAUGGAUACUUCUAUAUAGAUGAGAUCUCGGCAACGGUAGAAAUCAAAAACUCUGAGACCAACGAAACAACAUUCGUUUUUGAUCCGCCAUAUGCCAGGGUGAUAUUUGCACAGAAAAUAAACAAGCGCAACCCAGAGCUCAAACUGCCUGAACACGAACCUGCCGGUGAUUGGUUGGUAACCUACGAUGUCGGCACUAGGUUAUCAGACGAUGUCGGCACUUUCACAUAUUGCUCUGAGCUUGGCUGUGGUACAGAUCAGGCGUGUGUCGACCAGUCAGGCGGCAUAUGUAACUUCUGCGACAUCGGCCGGGUCGACAAUGAGUGUGCCGUUGUAGGAAAUCCCAAUAAAGUUGGCAUGUGCGGUGAGAAUGGAUGCGUGAAACCGGUCGACACACCGAAGGAAGAUGGAGAGACGGAUUCUGACUACUAUCAACGGAUGGAUAAGUUGCACUGGACAUAA
Messenger RNA from Talaromyces amestolkiae, 723 nucleotides. RefSeq lists its product as uncharacterized. The record is from RefSeq and is a predicted model, not a curated record. The transcript has a single exon. NCBI's taxonomy places the organism in Eukaryota, Fungi, Ascomycota, Eurotiomycetes, Eurotiales, Trichocomaceae. Bases 1 to 723 code for a protein of 240 amino acids.